Messenger RNA from Trichomonas vaginalis G3, 267 nucleotides. RefSeq lists its product as uncharacterized. NCBI's taxonomy places the organism in Eukaryota, Parabasalia, Trichomonadida, Trichomonadidae. The transcript has a single exon. Bases 1 to 267 code for a protein of 88 amino acids. The record is from RefSeq and is a predicted model, not a curated record.
AUGAACGACCUCCUCACUGUUCUCAUGAACUAUUUCAUCAUUGUUCUCAUGAACGACCUCCUCACUGUUCUCAUGAACUAUUUCAUCAUUGUUCUCAUGAACGACCUCCUCACUGUUCUCAUGAACUAUUUCAACACUGUUCUCAUGAACGACCUCCUCACUGUUCUCAUGAACUAUUUCAACACUGUUCUCAUGUAUGACCUCCUCACUGUUCUCAUGAACUAUUUCACACUGUUCUCAUGUAUGACCUCCUCACUGUUCUCAUGA